AUGGGUAACACUCCAUCCAAUAGCAACUCUCCUUCACGUUCAAAUUUAGAUCGUCCUUCUCCCAAUGACAGACGUUCUUCCUCUCGUCAACCCAACCUUCGUCUACCCAUGCCAUCCCGUCCUCCUUCUUUAUCCCCAACUUCCUCCAAUCCUACCUCUCCAUCCGGUCGAUCCAACUCUCCGAGAAGGAGGAAAUCAUUAGAAUUACCAGAUCUCAACAGAUUAGCUUUCACUCCUGCUGCAGCACCAGUAGUGACCAUAGCCACUCAUACUUCUCAUCUUCAACCUACAGGACAUACCAAACGCCCUUCCGACGUAGCAGCCACCAGCGUUCCAUCACGUUCCGGUUCAAGACGAUGGCCCGCGGGUUUGGGAACUCGUUCCCCAUUAGGUGGGAUGGGAUUAAGUCCUAUGUCGAAACUCGAUGCGAAUGCCCCUAUGAGUGCACCGGUUGUAAUGCCCAAUCCAAGUGUCAGUCCUUCUCGUGCGACAUCAACAUCGGAUAAUCCUUUCUUUCCCACUUCACCAUUGUCGAAAGAUUCAGAUGGUAGAGGUGUUAGUCCGAAUAGAGCAAUGCCGAUACCUAUUCCUGGGAAAGGGACAGACAGUGGUGUCAGAAAAUCUCAAAUGGCAAAUCUUACUCCACCAAGAAGUGGAAUGACUGCACCUGAAAAGUCGACGACGCAAACGCCUUCAGAACCAGUAGAGGAGGAACAAGCGAAUGAUGGUUUGGUGGCUGUACCUAUACAAUGGACACAGGGAGGGAGAAACGUAUUUGUGACGGGUACUUUUGCGGAUAAUUGGAAAAACAGGAUUCCCUUACGAAAAAGCACACACGACUUCAACACUGUCCUUCGACUUGCUCCAGGAGAGUAUCGCCUUAAAUUCAUAGUCGAUGACGGAUGGAGAUGUUCUAAGAGUAUACCCACCGCCACCGAUUCCGAUGGAACAUUAGUCAAUUACAUCGAAGUGGAACCUCUGAAAACGGUCGAAGAUGAAAAAGCUGAGUGGGCCAUGGCUGUUAAACCGACGAUAAAAGAAGAAGAUGAUUCAAAAUGGACAAACAUUAUCCCACCUUCUUUAACACUAUAUCAAUAUUUGGAAGAACUACCUUCAACUUUCACCUCUAGAGAAGCUGCCAAUUCAUAUUUCCAAUCAGUACCUUAUCUCUCUCCCGUACCUCAACCACCCAUGUUACCUAGGAUCUUAGAGAGGGUGAUCGUGAAUGGAGAACCUAGACAUCCGGAUGAUCCAAGAGGGACAGGAAUGAUAGCCAGUCAGAUGCCGGCUGGUCAUGAUGAUAAUUCUAUAUUAGCAGUACCAAACCAUGUGGUUUUGAAUCAUUUGACGGCGAGUGCUAUAAAGAAUGGGACGUUGGGAGUUGGGACAACGACACGAUAUCGACAGAAGUAUAUAACGACAAUGUUUUUCAAACCCACACAACAAGAUCUUCAUCAAGAUCAAGUUACACCAAUGUGA
Molecule: messenger RNA, 1479 nt
Organism: Tremella mesenterica DSM 1558
Lineage: Eukaryota; Fungi; Basidiomycota; Tremellomycetes; Tremellales; Tremellaceae
Exons: 3
Coding region: 1-1479 (492 amino acids)
Biological process (GO): signal transduction
Cellular component (GO): nucleotide-activated protein kinase complex; cytoplasm; nucleus
Molecular function (GO): protein kinase binding
Source: RefSeq, a predicted model, not a curated record